This is a messenger RNA of Prosopis cineraria, 2250 nucleotides long. Its product is annotated as serine/threonine protein phosphatase 2A 57 kDa regulatory subunit B' kappa isoform-like. The record is from RefSeq and is a predicted model, not a curated record. The transcript has 3 exons. Lineage: Eukaryota; Viridiplantae; Streptophyta; Magnoliopsida; Fabales; Fabaceae. Gene Ontology annotation, molecular function: protein phosphatase regulator activity. Gene Ontology annotation, biological process: signal transduction. Gene Ontology annotation, cellular component: protein phosphatase type 2A complex. The coding region runs from base 367 to 1884 and encodes 505 amino acids.
UUAACUUGGUUUGGUAGCGACAGGACUGCUGUACCUACAGUUUCUGAAUAACAUGUCUCCUCGCUUAUUCUCUUGAAUCGAGGAGGGAGAAACUUGGGGGCCAUUCAUGGGGAUUCAUCAUUGAAAUCUCCAGCUGGGGUCUCCCUCCAUUCUCCAACUUUUAGCAAUACUCAAAUCUAAAACUCUUCUCACCGAUUUCACCUUCCCACGCUGCAUUUUCUAUCUUAAGCACCCUUUUUGUGUUUGAUCUCCGUGGAAACUCUUCAAGACCUUUAUUGAAUUGCUCUGCCUUUCUUCGUCCUAAGUUGGGGUUUGUCUCGCUCAAAAAAAUCAGGUGUUUCUCUGCUGGGUUGCAGCAUUACCAUUAUGUUAAAGCAAAUUCUUAGCAAAUUGCCUAAGAAGGUGCCAAAAUCUGACCCAUCAGAUACUUCACGGAGCGAUUCUGGCAAUGCUACGAGCUUUGGGAAUGUCUUUCAAUGUACAAAUGUUGGGACUGCCAUUUCAAGCAAAUUAAAUGUUGUGAAGCGGGUAUCUUCAGUGGUUUUCCCUGCAAGUAUGAGUGCUGGUGUGGAAGCAGCUGACCCCCAUCUUUCUUUCAAAGAUGUUUCAAAUGCACAGAAGCAAAACCUGUUCAUCAGUAAGUUGAAUUUUUGCUGCAGUCUUUAUGAUAUGAGUGAUCCUGAUAGGAACUGCUCAGAGGUAGAUCUUAAACGUCAAACACUCACAGAGCUCGUUGAUUUUGUUUCUUCUGGAUCUGCGAAGUUUACAGAACCAGCGAUAUCUGCCAUGUGUAAACUGUGUGCAAGUAAUUUGUUCAGGGUUUUCCCACCUAAGUUUCGCUCUAGUUCUACUGGUAGUGAAACAGCAGAUGAAGAACCAAUCUUUGAUCCUGCUUGGUCCCACCUGCAAAUUGUUUAUGACCUCCUCCUUCAAUUUAUCAAUUACCACCCUCUUGAUGUGAAAUUGGCAAAAAUGUACAUAGACCAUGCCUUCAUUUCGAGAUUACUUGACCUCUUUGAUUCUGAGGACCCUAGAGAAAGAGAGUCUUUGAAAGCAAUUCUGCAUAGGAUUUAUGGGAAAUUUUUGGCACACAGGCUUUUUAUUCGGAAAUCAGUUAGCAACAUCAUCUACCGGUUUGUUUUUGAGACUGAACAUCAUAAUGGAAUUGCUGAGCUGUUGGAGAUAUUUGGGAGCAUAAUUAGUGGAUUUGCCUUGCCAUUGAAGGAGGAGCACAGGACGUUUCUGUGGAGGGUUUUAAUUCCCCUGCACAAACCCAAGUCCUUGGGUAUUUAUCAUCAGCAAUUAACCUAUUGCGUUGUACAGUUCAUAGAUAAGGAUCCAAAACUGGCUAGCACUGCGAUAAAGGGACUAUUGAAGUACUGGCCAGUGACAAAUAGUCAAAAGGAGUUGAUGUUCUUGAGCGAAUUGGAAGAGGUGUUGGAAAUGACCAGCAUGGUGGAAUUCCAGAAGAUUAUGGUCCCGCUUUUUAGGCGCAUAGGUGGUUGCCUUAACAGUUCCCAUUAUCAGGUGGCUGAACGCUCCCAUUUGCUAUGGAACAAUGAACACAUCCUUAAUCUUAUCACGCAAAACCGACAUGCCAUUCUACCUCUCAUCUUCGCAGCUCUUGUACAUAAUACCCAAAGCCACUGGAAUCAAGCAGUACUCAACCUGACUAAGAACAUCAUGAAGAUUAUCUCUCAGAUGGAUGAGGAUCUGGUACUUGCCUGCCAACAUAACUUGGAGGAGGAAGAUUUGAAGUCGAGUGCUGAAACUGAGAGGCGAAGAAUAACAUGGGAACGCCUGGAAGCUGCAGCCAAUGUUCACCCUGUAGUUGGUGACACUUUAGUUCCAGUAAAAUCUGCUGCAUGCUCUGUGGCCUGCUAGUUGCUUGAAUCCAUCACAGUGAGAAAACAAAUAACCAUCCAUAGAUGUGAGGGUUCAAAUGAUAUAGUGAUGUGGUUUUUCUUUUCAGUUUCACCUAGUCUUUAAGAUGCCAAUAGGGUUCAUAAAUCCUCUAGCAUGGAUUCAAAUUGUGCUCAGCACUUUAGAGUCUGCUUAGGUUCUUCCACAAAUUGCUGAGUGGGUAAUUCAUUUUUUUGGCAAUUAUUUGCAGUGUCAGUACCUGUAACUAUAUCUCUUUGGCCCUCUUUAUGUCCCACACCCACCUUAGCCCUGGCCUUUGCUCAAUUUAGCUUCAAACUCUUUGAAAUUCCAAAUGAAAUUGGAUUGCAUGUAUGUUUAUCCCUUGUA